This is a messenger RNA of Prorocentrum cordatum, 225 nucleotides long. The record is from the annotation of a GenBank genome assembly. Lineage: Eukaryota; Dinophyceae; Prorocentrales; Prorocentraceae.
CGGGACCUGCUCUACGUCACGUCGUACGGUGCGCCAACGUCGCUCGUGGACGUCGACUCCGCCGACUACAACGAGCGGGACCUGCUCUACGUCACGUCGUACGGUGCGCCAACGUCGCUCGUGGAGGUCGACUCCGCCGACUACAACGAGCGGGACCUGCUCUACGUCACGUCGUACGGUGCGCCAACGUCGCUCGUGGACGUCGACUCCGCCGACUACAACGAG